CCUUCCCAGCCACCAUGAGUGUCCUGCCAUGCAGUUUUCUCUUCCUCCUCCUCGUCUGCCUCCCCGUCCUCACUGAGACCAAGCGGCAGCCUGGUCAGGGAAAACCCGACAAACCCCACCAGCCUCCGCCAUCACAGCCACCGGCCAAAAGACCUAGAAAUCGUUCAGUCCCCGGUUCUGGUGAGCUGACUACCAAGGAGGGCCAUCGCUGCACUUGGCAGACGUCUGGUGAAAGCCUGGUGACCCUGGUGGUGAACUGCAGCACUGAAACAUUGGGAGACCAGCAGAGGUAUUGGUGUCGUUACGCCGGCAAACCAGACCUUUGCCAGGCCUACGGGGUGAAGUCCAGCCAGUACUGGAAGCAGCUGGUGGGGAAGCUGAAGAAGAGGCAGAACGCCUGUGAAGGAGAGAAAGUCCUGAAGGCCAAAACCUGCAAGAAGGCUCCUGCUGAGGCCCACAUGAAGCUCGCCCAACGCAGCGGAGAGGAAGAGAGGAAGGGAGGGAAGGAAGGAGGGAAGAAAAAAGGGCAGCUGACCAGUAAGAGCUCAGAAGGAGGGAAGGCAGAGAGGAAGAAGAAGGAGGAGGAAGAAGAGGAGAAGAGGAAGAGGGAAGAGAGGCCUGGCAUUGAGGAGGAAGGAGUGCUGAACGACAUGGAGCCGGUGCAGAGUUACUGCAGCGAGGGAUGGCACUCCGUCUGCUCGUUCUUUGUCAAGUUUUUUGAGGGUUGAUAGGAAAUUAUGAAGAAAAUGUAAAGCUCAUUUUUGAUACAUACUGGUGCGAGUUCACAAUCUGGAAUAAAUGAAGGUUUCAGCCACUUUGACUUGGAUUUGGUCAUUAAACAUAUCACUUUGUUAGUAUGACCUUUUUGUAUCAUUUUAAACUUUUACAAAUGGAGCCCCAGGCACCUAAUUUACAAUGUUUUAGUGGUAUGAUAAUUAAAACCUGGCAAUCUGUAUUAUCUAUAUAAAACCAUUAAAUCAAACCUGUCAAUCCUGAAUGAAAGCCACAAUUCAUUAAAAUGUUCCUCCCAGUCAUUAUGAACACUCACCGUCUGCUGAUGUAAAUUCAAAUACAAACCAGUCUUAUUUUGUUUGAUUUCAGUUUGCGUUAAUCGAUCAUAUUUAGCUUUGGGUCAUAUAAAGUUUGUUGUAGUUUGUUUUCUAGAAAUGGUAAAUCAGAUGAAAUUGAAAAGUUGAGCUGUAUAAACUGUGUAAUGUCUGACUAACAAAUAGGUGUAAGAAUAAUGUUUUGGUGCACUAUAAUCUAUCAGUGAUCAUCACUGAUGAUGAUGGUGUUGAUAGUAGUGAUUACUAGAUGAAUAGAUGUGUUGUUUAACCUUGUUUUUAUGACGUGUUACUAACAGUUUCUAUAAACUUUGUGUAACUGCUUUGUAAAAACAAUCUGGUUACUGUUUGAUGUGAUUUGUGGCAGUUAGACCCGUGCAACAUUUUUAAAAAUAUUUUUCAAAGACAUUUUAACACUGUUUCUGGAAUUCUACAAUAAAAACAAAAUGCUUAAAAAUG
Molecule: messenger RNA, 1523 nt
Organism: Micropterus salmoides (largemouth bass)
Lineage: Eukaryota; Metazoa; Chordata; Actinopteri; Centrarchiformes; Centrarchidae
Product: fibroblast growth factor-binding protein 2-like
Exons: 2
Coding region: 15-728 (237 amino acids)
Biological process (GO): cell-cell signaling
Molecular function (GO): growth factor binding
Source: RefSeq, a predicted model, not a curated record